GCGAGCAAGGGGAAGAGGGGCAGGAGGGGUUGGUUGUCAUUGCCCGCUGGCCGAAAGGAGGCCGUUCGUGAGCUCUGUCAGCCCGCCAGGUUCCCCUUGGCGUCGUCGAAGGCGCGGGUCAUUGCCGUGCGUACGGCGGGGCCGCCUGCAUCUCCUCCUCUCCGCCUGCUCCGCUAUCACACAGCUCGUUGGACGGCGGCGGUGCCAGCAGCACGGGUUGCGCGGUUCCCUGGUCGCGCGGUCCCCUGGUCGGGAGGGAGUCUGUGCCCGCGUGUCUGUUGUUCAGAUACCCCUGUCUUGCUUUGGCUCCGACAUACUUGUCUUCCUUUGGCGACUGUUCGUCCUGCUGUUAUCCAUCCUGCGGGAGGAGCGCCAGCCAUGGCGGGGACCAUUGCUCACGCAGCGGUGCUGACCAAAAUCAAUGCAGCUGCUGUUGUGAUCUCGUCUUCAGCCCAAGAUGGGGAUUCAGCACGCCGAUCUAGUCGAAAGGGACGGCCGUCAAUUGUUCCUAGGGGCUCCCUUCCGCAAUGCAGAGACAGUCAUGCCAGUGCGAAGGCGUCGAAGGCGCUGGCGACAAAGACGUUGACGUCUUUCAUGGGUUUGAGAAGAGCGGGGACCGUGGAUUUCCUCAGUGCCUCGGGACGGCGGUGCUGCUCUCAUGACCUAGCCAGUCUUGUCCGGAAGAGCUCUUCGAAGGGUGGUGGGAGAGGGAGAAGGGGGGUUGCAGUUGCGAUGUUUGAGAGGUUCACAGAGAAGGCAAUUAAGGUUAUAAUGCUUGCGCAGGAGGAGGCCCGACGACUGGGGCACAAUUUUGUUGGGACAGAGCAGAUCCUGCUGGGGUUGAUUGGAGAAGGGACUGGCAUUGCAGCCAAGGUUCUGAAGUCGAUGGGCGUAAACCUCAAGGAGGCUCGUGUGGAGGUGGAGAAGAUUAUCGGCCGCGGCAGUGGUUUCGUUGCGGUUGAAAUCCCAUUUACCCCUCGUGCGAAGAGGGUGCUAGAACUUUCCCUGGAGGAGGCACGUCAGCUAGGACACAACUACAUUGGAACUGAGCACUUGCUGCUGGGUCUUCUGAGAGAGGGUGAAGGCGUCGCCGCCCGUGUUCUCGAAAAUCUUGGAGCUGAUUCCAGCAACAUCAGAACCCAGGUAAUCCGCAUGGUUGGAGAGAGCACAGAGGCCGUUGGCGCAGGGGUUGGGGGAAGUGGAGGAAGCACGAAGAUGCCCACGCUGGAGGAAUAUGGCACAAAUCUCACCAAGCUUGCAGAAGAGGGUAAGCUUGAUCCCGUUGUUGGGAGGCAGGCACAGAUCGAGCGUGUCACGCAGAUUCUUGGACGAAGAACGAAGAACAACCCUUGCCUGAUUGGAGAACCUGGUGUGGGAAAGACUGCCAUUGCUGAGGGACUGGCUCAAAGAAUUGCUACUGGCGACGUCCCGGAGACCAUAGAAGGAAAGAAGGUGGUGACAUUGGAUAUGGGCUUGCUGGUAGCUGGUACAAAGUACCGAGGAGAGUUCGAGGAGCGGCUGAAGAAGCUGAUGGAGGAAAUUAAACAGUCUGAUGACAUCAUUCUCGUCAUUGAUGAAGUUCACACGUUGAUCGGUGCUGGCGCUGCCGAAGGUGCAAUUGAUGCAGCGAAUAUCUUGAAGCCAGCCCUUGCAAGAGGAGAGCUUCAGUGCAUUGGUGCGACCACCAUUGACGAAUAUCGCAAGCACAUUGAGAAGGAUCCGGCUCUGGAGCGCCGUUUCCAGCCAGUUCAGGUUCCUGAGCCAACAGUGGAGGAGACAAUUCAGAUCUUGCAUGGCCUCCGCGAGCGGUAUGAGAUUCACCACAAACUUCGUUACACCGAUGAGGCGUUGGUUGCCGCUGCCCAGCUCUCUUAUCAGUAUAUCAGUGAUCGUUUCUUGCCUGACAAGGCAAUCGACUUGAUUGAUGAGGCUGGCUCAAGGGUUCGCCUCCAGCAUGCUCAGCUUCCGGAGGAGGCUCGGGAACUUGACAAGGAGUUGAGAGGAGUGACGAAGGAGAAGAACGAGGCAGUGCGAGGCCAAGAUUUUGAGAAGGCUGGGGAGUUGAGAGAUAAAGAGAUGGAAUUGAAGGCUCAGAUUACUAGCAUCCUGGAGAAAGGGAAAGAGAAGAGCAGUGCAGAGUCAGAGGCUGGAGAUACUGGCCCCUUGGUCACUGAGGCUGAUAUUCAGAAGAUUGUCUCUGCAUGGACUGGAAUUCCUGUUGAAAAGGUCUCCACGGAUGAAUCUGAUCGGCUGCUCAAGAUGGAGGGAACACUCCAUCAACGCGUCAUCGGUCAGGAUGAGGCAGUGAAGGCUAUUAGCAGAGCUAUAAGGCGUGCAAGAGUAGGGCUGAAAAAUCCUAAUCGGCCUAUCGCCAGUUUCAUUUUCUCUGGUCCUACGGGUGUUGGUAAAUCUGAGCUUGCCAAGGCACUGGCCUCUUACUACUUCGGCUCUGAGGAGGCAAUGGUCCGACUUGAUAUGAGUGAGUUUAUGGAAAGGCAUACAGUCUCAAAGCUUAUUGGGUCACCUCCUGGAUAUGUUGGCUAUAGCGAGGGUGGGCAAUUGACGGAAGCAGUUCGGCGAAGACCAUAUACGGUGGUCCUCUUCGACGAGAUUGAAAAGGCUCACCCAGAUGUGUUCAACAUGAUGCUUCAGAUCCUGGAAGACGGAAGAUUGACAGACAGUAAGGGAAGAACGGUGGACUUCAAGAAUACCCUCUUAAUUAUGACUUCGAAUGUUGGCAGCUCUGUCAUUGAAAAGGGUGGAGGUGGAUUGGGUUUCCGGCUGGACUUUGACGAAAAGGACAGCAGUUAUAAUAGAAUCAAGACGCUCGUGAAUGAAGAGUUGAAGCAAUAUUUCCGGCCUGAGUUCUUGAACAGGCUCGAUGAGAUCAUCGUCUUCAGGCAGUUGACGAAGUCCGAGGUGAAGGAGAUCUCCGACAUCAUGCUCAAGGAGGUCUUUGACAGGCUGAAGAAGAAGAACAUCGAUCUGCAAGUCACAGAGAGAUUCAGAGACCGCGUGGUUGACGAGGGUUACAGCCCAAGCUACGGAGCAAGGCCUCUUAGGAGAGCAAUCAUGAGAUUGCUUGAGGACAGCCUGGCGGAGAGAAUGCUCGCGGGUGAAAUCAAGGAGGGAGAUUCUGCAAUCGUGGACGUUGACGCAGACGGAAAUGUGACAGUCUUGAAUGGGAGCACGGGCACAGCGACAACAACAGCUAUUGAAGCCCCGGCCGGAAUUGCAUAAGUUCAUCUGGACUAAUUCUUAGCUUCAGCUAGCUGUACUAUUACUGGUACUCGGUAGUUUUGUCUCUGUGAUUGUGAUGUGUUCAUUUCUGGUUGGAUUGCCAGGAGGAACCAAUGAAAGAAAACCGACAGGACUUGGAGGAACGAGGAGUAGUGAAAAAAGGGUCCUUGUGUGAGGCAGGCGUAAUGCCCGUGUCCUUCUCUGGGUGAGGAGUGAAGGGGUUAGUGAGUGUCCAAAGAAGGAAACACGGUUGUGAGAUCAUGUCACAGAGAGAGAUGCUGCUGGUAGAAGGGAUCGCCUCAAGAGGAGUAGCUUUAUUUUUUGUUACAGUAGUAGUAGUAGUUUGAUAUCAUGCUGCCCAGUGCUUGAUGUAUGUUUGGGCUUAAUGAUUUGCAGAGUCCUUCCGUGGGAACGUGUUCUCCAGUGUGUGUGAUGGUGUGGGAUAUGGCCCUGAGAUGUCUACUUCCGCCGACAUCCGUUUCUUUUUUACUUUUUUUUUCUUUCACUGACAGCCGCUUCAAAUGAUAUCUUGAUCGGGUUUGGGGUUGUGAUGGCUCAUUUCAGUUUUCUGGUUGUGGAUCCAUUCUUGCUUGUUUUAGCCUUUCACCAGUGGACGACCAUCAUUAGCGUAGGUGCUGGAGGACUCUGGAGGUCGCCCUCUGCCGUUACUUUUGCCAACCCACUUCACUGAAAAGACGCUCGAAAGGAACGCAGAGCAAAAGAAAUGUUAGUACGUCGCAAACUCCAAUUUGUUCAACUGGAGAUCGAGGUCGUUGAAACGGGCUCUAGAAGAGAUUCAGUACCUUUUCUGUUCCCUCUGGCUUAUGCUGCACUUGUCAGGCACGGUCAUGUCUAAUUGGACAUGUCCGUGUACAUGUUAUUGCUUCCCCCCCCCCUCCCCCCCCUCUAAUUGAUAGCGAAGUCGAUGAUGACAAUCGUCGUCGUUAUGAUUAUGCUCUCAGAUGUUUGUUGGGAGGAAGCGUUCAGACUGAGGGGGCAGAUUCAUCAGUCACUCACGCUGACCUGUUUCCAGUUAGCAAGAGUUGAAAACCCAUUGAUCGAACUCUGGGGUCCAUACUGUGUUAUGCGCUGUGUGUUGUGCUUUUUGCCAAUCUGACGAGUCAGUGAUGAUGGCUGUCGUGAGGAUGACAAUGCCUGUGUCGCAGAAUGCAGGUGAUGA
Molecule: messenger RNA, 4420 nt
Organism: Chara braunii
Lineage: Eukaryota; Viridiplantae; Streptophyta; Charophyceae; Charales; Characeae
Source: the annotation of a GenBank genome assembly